Rhizophagus irregularis DAOM 181602=DAOM 197198 is the source of this 2288-nucleotide messenger RNA. RefSeq lists its product as uncharacterized. Lineage: Eukaryota; Fungi; Glomeromycota; Glomeromycetes; Glomerales; Glomeraceae. Gene Ontology annotation, molecular function: oligopeptidase activity; serine-type endopeptidase activity. Gene Ontology annotation, biological process: proteolysis. The record is from RefSeq and is a predicted model, not a curated record. Gene Ontology annotation, cellular component: cytosol.
AUGACCUGGGGUUAUCCUAAAGUUAGACGCGACGAAAACUUUUCUGAAUGCUUGCAUGGUCAUAAAAUUGCCGAUCCUUAUAGGUGGCUGGAAGAUCCUGACUCCGAAGAAACAAAGGCUUUCGUAGAUGCACAAAAUGCUUUGACUAUCAAGUAUCUGGAAUCAUAUCCUUACAGAGAAAAAUAUCGUGAAUCGUUAACCAAAAUGGUUGAUUAUGAAAAAUACGGUUGUCCAUGGAAGAAAGGGGACAACUAUUACUAUUUUUAUAAUUCUGGUUUACAACCUCAAAGUGUCUUGUAUCAAUUGAGAGGGUCUUUAGAUGCUCCACGUGAAGAAUUUUUCAAUCCUAACAAUCUUGAAGCUGACGGUACAGCUUCCUUGAAUACUUAUUCAUUUUCUAAAAAAGGGAAUUAUUUUUCAUACGGUAUCUCAAAAUCUGGAAGUGAUUGGGUUACUGUUUAUGUUAGAAAAACUAUAAAUGAUGAAGAAGGAAAGAAGCCUUUACCCGAUGUCAUUGAAUGGGUUAAGUUUAGUAGUCUCUCUUGGACAAUAGAUGAAGAAGGUUUUAUUUAUAAUAGAUAUCCCGAACCAGGAAAAAAAGAUGAUAAAGGAACCGAGACAGAUAGCAACAAGAAUGCUAUGUUGUAUUAUCAUAGAUUAGGGACUUCUCAAUCUGAAGACAUCCUUGUUUACAAGGACCCUGAAAACCCAGAAUAUAUGUUUACAGCCCAAAGCACAUUGGACGGGCAAUUUAUUGUUAUAAAGAUAGAAAAGGAUUGUGAUCCAAUAAACAAACUUUACUUGAUUGAUUUAAAAAAAACUAAUUAUCAAAUUAUUGAGAAUAACGAUUUUAUCAAACUUGUUGAUAACUUUGAUGCCGAAUAUUCCUUUAUUGCAAGCGAUGAUACAACGUUUUAUUUCAAGACAAAUGCAAAUGCACCUCGUUAUAAAAUUGUUAAAUAUGACCUAUCCAAUUGUGAACAGGGAUUUGUUGAUAUUGUUAAAGAACAUCCAACAGAUGUUCUUUCUGAUGCGGCAGUAUUGGCAGAAAAUAAACUCGUUUUAACAUAUAUGCAUGAUGUUAAAGAUAGAUUGUAUAUAUAUGAAUAUUCUACUGGAAAAUUUCUUAGAGAAUUACCUCUUGAUAUUGGUUCUAUAGAAACUCUUACAGGCCGUAGAGAAGAUCAUGAAUGCUUUUUUAAAUUUGUUAGUUUUUUAAACCCUGGAAUAAUUUACCGGUAUGAUUUUACAAAUGACCUUUUAACAGAAUAUAGAAAAACAAAAGUCAAUGGAUUAAAUAGUGAUAACAUGGAAACAGAACAAUUUUUUGUUGAAAGUAAAGAUAAAACUAAGAUACCCGUUUUUAUCAUAAAACCUAAAAAUUUUAACUUUGACGGAAGUAAUCCCACAUUAUUAUAUGGCUAUGGAGGAUUUAAUAUAAACAUUUCACCCAUGUUUAGUACAAAUUGGUUAAGCUUUAUACAACACUUUAAUGGAGUUGUUGCUAUCGCCAAUAUUCGUGGUGGUGGAGAAUAUGGAGAAGAAUGGCACAAAGCUGGUAGUUUUGGCAAUAAGCAAAAUGUUUUUGAUGAUUUUCAGGCUGUUGCCAAGUGGUUAGUAAAUAAGAAUAUUACAUGUCCAGAAAAAUUAGCAAUUAAUGGCGCAUCCAAUGGAGGUCUUCUUAUAGGUGCAUGUAUAAAUCAGGCACCAGAGCUUUUUGGUGUAGCAGUUGCUGAUGUUGGUGUUAUGGAUAUGUUAAGAUUUCAUAAAUUUACCAUCGGACAUGCUUGGAGAAGUGAUUAUGGUGACCCUGACAAAAAAGAAGAUUUUGAAUAUAUUUACAAAUAUUCGCCUGUUCAUAAUGUUCAAACUAAGAAACCUUAUCCACCUACCUUGUUAACAACUUCAGAUCAUGAUGAUAGAGUGGUACCUUUACAUUCUUAUAAAUAUAUAUCUCAAUUGCAAUAUACUGCAGAAAAUAAUCCUCAUCCUUUAAUGAUUAGGAUAGAUACAAAGGCUGGUCAUGGAGCUGGAAAACCUACGCAAAAAAGGAUUGAUGAAUCAACUGAUAAAUUUUCUUUUAUUGCUAUGUCAAUUGACGCCAAAUGGCAUGAUUAAAUUAUUAGUUUAUUUAAAUAUUAGUAAUAUCUUAUUUUAUGUUAAUAUUUACUAUUAAUUAUAUAUAUGGUUGUAUUGAUGAGUGAAAUUAUUAAAAUAAAAUAAGAGAAGUAGGAAUUUAAGAUUAUUUAUUUGAUUAUUUUAAAUUUAAUUGCAAAAUACCUAAUGCA